AUGAAAAAAAAGAUUAAGUCUCGAAAGGUAAAAUCAUUAAUCGAAUCUGCUAUAGUGUAUGCCAUGGAUGCCUCAGAGGAUUUUAGGAAAGAAUUAAUUGCUUUGAAACUAGAAAAUGCUAAGCUGCGUAAAGAGUUGGACGAGAGCAGGGGGCUGGAGAAGGAGUUUCCGAUGUCUUUGGAAGAGUACAGACGCUAUGGUAGACAAAUGAUCGUUGAAGGAACAGGAGGUGUAGAAGGACAGGUGAAACUUAGAAAUGCCAGGAUUUUAGUGGUGGGUGCAGGUGGCCUAGGCUGCCCUGUUUUGCCCUAUUUAGCAGGCGCUGGUGUCGGGCAAAUUGGUAUAGUCGAUAACGAUGUUGUAGAUACGUCCAAUCUGCAUCGUCAGGUACUGCAUGAUUCUACGAAAGUAGGCAUGCUGAAGUGUGAAUCAGCCAAACAAGUUCUUAAUAAGCUGAAUCCCCAUGUCACAGUGGUGACGUAUCCUUUAAGACUCGACGGGAGUAAUGCAUUUGAAAUUUUCCAGGGAUAUGAUUACGUUCUGGAUUGCACAGAUACCCCCCUUGCUAGAUACUUGAUUUCUGAUGUUGCUGUUAAUUUGGGAAUGACUGUUGUUUCAGCGUCGGGACUAGGCACUGAGGGUCAGUUGACAAUACUGAAUUUUUGUAAUGUUGGCCCAUGUUACCGUUGUUUUUAUCCCAAACCUCCUUCUCCAAACGCAGUAUCAUCUUGUCAAGAGGGAGGAGUAAUUGGUCCAUGUAUCGGAUUAGUGGGAACGAUGAUGGCUGUUGAAACGUUGAAAUUAAUUCUUGGAAUUUAUACGGCAAAAAAUUUCCAGCCAUUUUUGAAAGCUUACUCAGGCUUUCCCGAUCAGACAUUGCGUACAUUCAAAAUGCGGGGUAGGCAAGACAGCUGUGAAUGCUCCGGAAAGAAUCCAACUGUUACCAGAGAAGCUAUUGAAUCAGGAGAAAUAAAUUAUAGUGUCUUCUGUGGCUCACGCGACUACAAUGUUUGUACGCCUGAAGAGAGAAUUACAGUAAAAAAUUAUGAAGAAAAGUAUCAUAAUGACAAACUUCGAGGUCAUAUACUUCUUGACGUGAGACCACAUCAUCACUAUGGUAUUUCUCAUGUACCUGAGAGCUAUAACCUGACCGUUAAAGAACUUAAAGAUAUGGAGGGUGAAUUGACAAAACUGAAGGACGAAAUUCCAGAUAUUGGCAUUGACAGUGAAGUAAUUGUUAUGUGUCGCUACGGUAAUGAUUCUCAACUUGCCACGAGACUUCUCAAAGAUAAGUUUGGAAUAAGCAAUGUCAAAGAUGUGAAGGGUGGCUUUUUCAAGUACAUAGACGAAAUCAAUCCCAGAUUACCAAAAUACUAA
Messenger RNA from Zygotorulaspora mrakii, 1377 nucleotides. RefSeq names its product Uba4p (gene UBA4). Gene Ontology annotation, cellular component: cytosol; cytoplasm. Lineage: Eukaryota; Fungi; Ascomycota; Saccharomycetes; Saccharomycetales; Saccharomycetaceae. The record is from RefSeq and is a predicted model, not a curated record. Gene Ontology annotation, molecular function: thiosulfate-cyanide sulfurtransferase activity; URM1 activating enzyme activity; adenylyltransferase activity. The coding region runs from base 1 to 1377 and encodes 458 amino acids. The transcript has a single exon. Gene Ontology annotation, biological process: protein urmylation; tRNA wobble position uridine thiolation.